UCAAAAACCCAAAAGAAACAUUGCUUUGUGGCAAAUACAGCGAGCAGCGAAUGGCUAGUGGCUUCCUGUUGACUGCUGCUCCAUUUCUACCUUCCCAAAGUAAGCCCUUUCUGAUUCUUAGUAUAAAAUAAUAUUGAAAAGAAUUAAUCACGUACUUAUUUCCAACAGGAAAUGAAGUGGGUGGUCUUCUGGGACAAAUGAAGAGCUCAUUCCGAGGCAAAGUAGGAUAUAAGCAAUGUUUUUUAAGAAGAGCGUCCAAUAGUCCUCGUGGAGGCAGACCUGUUGUUGCAUCAGUGCUUGGAAGGAAGGUCCAAAAGAAAGAAACUGUGGUUCCUGAUCCAGAUUAUCGCAUACCGGUUGUCCUACUCGGUCUAGCUGGUGGAUUAGCUUAUACUGAUAACCUAUUACCAGCUGCACCUGUUGGUCUACUUGGGUUGCUUCUGUUGUUCCAGACUACUCGAGUUAGAUUUGUCUUCGAUGACGAGGCACUGGAGGUGAAAGCUGGGGACAAGCUUCAGGAUUCAGGUGAAAAUGUCUUUGUUGGUGGCAAAAACCGAUGGAAGUACUCAACAUUUGUGAAUUGGGAACUUUGGUGGCCAAUUUUCCCCAUUCUGGUGUAUUUUAAGGAGACUCAGACAAAGCCUGAAGGACAAGUUCACUUUUUCCCGGUCAUUUUUAACGGAAAACAACUCUACGACGUAAUGUUAGAAAGAGCGGGUCUUUCAAAAACAAGCGGUCCAAAAUAAUCGAGAAGAUUUGGAUUUAUAUGAUGAGAGAUUCCGAGAUCAAACUUCAAAAGCAUAAGGUUUGAGCUUUCCAUGCCCGUCAUUUAUUUGAAGCAUCAUAAGUGCAUAUUGCAUCUCUAGACUGCACCUGGUAUUCAUUAUCAGAUCAAUCAUGUAUUGAUCCACAAUUUGUACUGUAUUCAGCUAUAAACGAUGUAAUACUUGAGGGUUUUGAUUAUAAUUUCAGGGUUUUGUAGGGGUCAAAUAUUUGGCCAAUUGUAAUAGAUUAUUCUCAUUAAUAUGAACCAGGCUUUAUGGGAAGUUUGA
Molecule: messenger RNA, 1052 nt
Organism: Hibiscus syriacus
Lineage: Eukaryota; Viridiplantae; Streptophyta; Magnoliopsida; Malvales; Malvaceae
Exons: 9
Coding region: 198-746 (182 amino acids)
Source: RefSeq, a predicted model, not a curated record